Bursaphelenchus okinawaensis is the source of this 2048-nucleotide messenger RNA. The record is from the annotation of a GenBank genome assembly. Lineage: Eukaryota; Metazoa; Nematoda; Chromadorea; Rhabditida; Aphelenchoididae.
AUGGAUGGCGUUAACAAACUGUCAGUGACAUUAUCUGGGACUCAAGCAGAGGAAUUGUAAGUUAAACAGGCUACAAUUAUACCUUUUUGUUCAGAAAUUCCGCACUGGCUGAAUAUCUGCAAAGAAAUGGAUAUCAAAGAACCUUUGAGACAUUUUUGGACGAAUCUGGUGCUGUAAGUUGUGAUUGUUAAGUUUAAUUUGUUUUUAGAGUGUAAAGAACGAUGUACAACAUGUUGGCUUGAUGGAAAAGAAGUGGUCAAUGACUUUACGACUUCAACAGCGCAUUAUAAAUCUCGAGAAGAGGAUACAAGAGUUCGAGAGCGGCGGAGUUAUAGCGCCUCGACACAAGUAAGUGUUGUGUUAGAGAUAUCAUGUGUUUAGGGAUCUGAAGUCGUCGGCUUCAUGGAUUCCACGUCCACCUGAGAAGCUAACUCUUAAUGGACAUCGAGAUUCUGUGAUGAAGGUCGUUUUUCAUCCGACUUAUAGUGUUUUGCUGUCUUGCAGCGAAGAUCACACGAUUAAGGUAAUUUAAAACAACGCGAUUUAAAAGACAAUGGAGAACCUUAAGUUUGAACCCAACUUAGUGUUAAUUUAGUUUGACACACUUUUUUAAUUUACUUGAUUUAAGGUUUUCUAUAAAUUAGUGGUUCUGAAGUUUAUGUUUGAAAUUUUAAGAUGAAUCACUCUUAAUUUAUUUUAGAUAUGGGAUCUAGAGACGGGCCAGAUAGAACGAUCAUUUAAAGCGCAUUUAAGUACCAUUCAAGAUUUAUGCUUUGAUUAUACAGGAAACAGAUUUGGUAAGAAUAUGUUAGUAAAAUGAAGUUAUUUCAUUAGUUUUGAUAUACAUUUUGUUUUUAUUGAUGUUUUUUUACUUUCAGCUAGCUGCUCUGCUGAUGCUUCAAUCAAAAUUUGGGACUUUGGUGAUUCAUACGAUUGCUUGAAGACAUUGAAAGGACACUCUCAUACAGUGUCGUCAGUUGUUUUUGUGCCAAACAGUAAGUGAAUUAUUAGUUUUAAAGUUUAGGUAUAUCUCCUUCGUAAAAAAGGGAUAAAGAUUUUAGGUAACGCUUCAAAUUUAAAAUGUGGAUUUGUUUUAAGAUACUAAAAUCAAUCAUCAGUAGUGUUAUUAAUGAUAUUCUUUAGAAUCGUGGCUGCUGUCAGCUUCGCGCGACUUUACAAUCAGACUAUGGGACACAACUACAGGAUUUUGUAUCCACACCUUCAAAGAGCACGAGGAUUGGGUACGGAGAGUGUGCAUCGAUCAACAAGGACAGUUAUUUGCUAGCUGCAGCAAUGACAAGGUAUGUAUUUAUUAAAACGUCAUUCAAGCUUGCUUUUUUAUAUUUUAACGGUAUAAAAGAGCUCUUCUACAACGUAUUUUAGUCCAUUAUCGUGUGGUGUUUGAACUCGAAGAAGCCCUUAUCCAAGCUGAUUGGCCACACUCAUGUUGUUGAAUGUGUACUGUUCGUUCCUCAAGAACACAACAACAAGAUCGCUGGAGAUCAUGCCAAGAGGUAUGCAAAUGAGGAUGUGAAGCCAACUUUGAUCAUCUCGGGUGGAAGAGAUCGAGUCAUCAAGAUCUGGGACGCUCUGACUGGAGCGUGUUUGAUGGAUCUGGAGGGCCACGAGAAUUGGAUCCGCGACAUUGUUCUUCAUCCAUCUGGUGCUUAUCUCAUAUCAGUGGCCGACGACAAGUGCAUGAGGGUGUGGUCGAUGGAGGAGACCCAGAGAUGUCGAGUUAUUAAUGCGCACGAUCACUUUAUUUAUUCUGUUGGUAAGGUUAAGAUCGUUGUUGUUAAUAUACUUUUAAACAAGAAUAUUUCUUUGUAAUGGAUGAACAAUGAUAUAAUGUUUCUUCGUUCUCUAAACUUUUACUUUGUGACAUUAUAAAGAGUACAGUCAUGGAGUUUUGAUAUGUUUUGGUGUGUUUUAAGUUUAAUGUAUAACAUCCAAUUGUAAUAUCUUAUUUUUCAGACUUCCACAAACGACUCCCCUAUGUGGCAACCGGUUGCACGGAUUCAACGAUCAAGGUUUGGGAAUGUCGAUGA